CUCACAUGAAUGAGCUGAACGUUUUCAUAUAUGAAUUGUUGUCGUCGCACAAAAAUUGUGGAACGAAGAACAAAUGAUCUCAAUAGUGUGAUUGCUGUGAAGCGUGCGUCACACAAUAAAGUUUACAAACAAUCCUUGAACACACCUGAAAACAACAUAUUUGAGCAUUAAUACCUGCCGGUGUGAACCUCGUGAUUUCCUCCAGGAUGGAGGUUUACAGGAGGACACUGCUCAUAAAGCAUCUGGAGCCAGCCAGGCCGCUGCGCCGCUGCACACAAGCUGAUGAGCCUCAAAUGAACGCAGCUUCAUGGGCACAGGCCGUGGAACCAGAGACUACAGUGGACGUAGAGCAGUUCUGCAAGAUUGUCAGCCUUCAUCAGAACAAAGAAGCAGAGAGACUUAACUCCCACUGAGGAUAUUUGCACGUGGUCUGACUUUUUUGCAGUGUUUUUCUUUUUUUAUUGUUGUUUGCCUUUUUUUUUGUAAUUGAAUUUAACUGUGUGGCUUUUUUUGCAUGUCUUGUUUACUUUUAUAACACUUGACUUGAAUCUUUGGUUGUGAUUUUAUUUUUGCUGUGUAACAAAAACUUUUGCAUGUUGUGUGAAACUAUUGUCUAAGCAAGAAGAGCUGGUGUUUUCUCAGGUGCUGAAGUCAACGACGAACACUGUAACAAACACUGUAACAAACACUGUAACAAACACUGUGACAAACACUGUAACAAACACUGUAACAAACACUGUAACAAACACUGUAACAAACACUGUGCCUAACAUUAGUCCAGAUGGAAAUAGUGAUAGGAUUGACGUUACUGUGUGUGUACUCCGUGUGUGUACUGUGUGUACAGAUAUUUGCAAACACAAACCCAAUUAAAAGGUGAAUGCACCACAGCUGUGCAGAAUCUAA
Austrofundulus limnaeus is the source of this 903-nucleotide messenger RNA. It is a transcript of the gene gra, whose product is annotated as granulito. NCBI's taxonomy places the organism in Eukaryota, Metazoa, Chordata, Actinopteri, Cyprinodontiformes, Rivulidae. The record is from RefSeq and is a predicted model, not a curated record.